UGUCGUAAAACGCCGGAUAUCCGGUUUCUCUGGGCGCCCUGGGAGCUGACGGAGAGGGCCGCCGCCCAGUAGUAGACUGUGUCUCCGCCUGCCAAGCCGCAGUCUCCGCGGUUUUUGAGUGAGCCCCGGCCCGGUCCCUUCUUUCGCCGCCGCCAUGGGGUGCACGUUGAGCGCCGAAGAUAAGGCGGCGGUGGAGCGAAGCAAGAUGAUCGACCGCAACUUGCGGGAGGACGGGGAGAAAGCGGCCAAAGAAGUGAAGCUGUUGCUACUCGGUGCUGGAGAAUCUGGCAAAAGCACUAUUGUGAAACAGAUGAAAAUCAUUCAUGAAGAUGGCUAUUCAGAGGAAGAAUGUAAACAGUAUAAAGUAGUUGUCUACAGCAAUACUAUACAGUCCAUCAUUGCAAUCAUAAGGGCCAUGGGACGGCUAAAGAUUGACUUUGGGGAAGCUGCCAGAGCAGACGAUGCCCGGCAAUUGUUUGUUUUAGCUGGCAGUGCCGAAGAAGGAGUCAUGACUCCAGAAUUAGCAGGAGUGAUUAAACGGUUAUGGCGAGAUGGUGGGGUGCAAGCUUGCUUCAGCAGAUCCAGGGAAUAUCAGCUCAAUGAUUCUGCUUCAUAUUACCUAAAUGAUUUGGAUAGAAUAUCCCAAACCAACUACAUUCCAACUCAGCAAGAUGUUUUGCGGACGAGAGUGAAGACCACAGGCAUUGUGGAAACACAUUUCACUUUCAAAGACCUAUACUUCAAGAUGUUUGAUGUAGGUGGCCAAAGAUCAGAACGAAAAAAGUGGAUUCACUGUUUUGAGGGAGUGACAGCAAUUAUCUUCUGUGUGGCCCUCAGUGAUUAUGACCUUGUUCUGGCUGAAGAUGAAGAGAUGAACCGAAUGCAUGAAAGCAUGAAACUCUUUGACAGCAUUUGUAACAACAAAUGGUUUACAGACACUUCGAUCAUUCUGUUUCUCAACAAGAAAGAUCUUUUUGAGGAAAAAAUAAAGAGGAGUUCAUUAACUAUCUGUUAUCCAGAAUACACAGGUUCCAACACAUAUGAAGAAGCAGCUGCGUACAUUCAGUGCCAGUUUGAAGAUCUGAACAGAAGAAAAGAUACCAAGGAGAUCUAUACCCACUUCACCUGUGCCACAGACACCAAGAAUGUGCAGUUUGUUUUUGAUGCUGUAACAGAUGUCAUCAUUAAAAACAACUUAAAGGAAUGUGGACUUUAUUGAAGAGUGUGGAUGGUAAUAAAAGUUAUUACAGUGUGGAGUGUUGAGACCAGACUUCCUUUGCUGCCUCAUUGGGCAGCUGCAAGCAUGAACGGGACCAGGGAAUGGCAGCAGCAUGCAGAAUCCUAGCACUCUUUUAGCACAAUCUUCUGUAUUAGGGAACUCUUAAUUGACACAAGAUGCUAAAGUCAGACAUUGGAAUUGGAGCAACUGUAGUAUGAUUUGAUCAUCGAGACGUGACUUGGAUUUCAUAGUCUCAAACGUUUAGGGCAGAUGUGAAGUUGAGGUGCUGCAUUCCAGAACUUCAAUAUGUAGCUUACUGUUUUUCUUCUUCCCUCUUGACCAACCACCAGUAGUUCAUUUUUUCAAGUUUUUUUUUUUUCAUUAAGGGAAGAAUAACUUCACUGAAUUUUAUUUUUUUGUGAAAGAACCUUUAUUAAAACACAAUCUUAACUAUGCACAUGAUGUGACCAGAUCAUCUUGAAAAUAUUCCUCUUAGUAGGAACACUUUGUUUUUAACUCUAGGUAUGGUCAGAAUAUAAUAUUUCCAUAAUAACUUAAUUCUUUUCAGUUAUUUGGGCUCUAAUUAUAGGUUUUUUGGUUGAAAUUUAUGUUACUAUCCUGCUCAGAGUACCAUUAUGGUUUCUAAAUGGCAGUUACAUUGAAGAAGUCUAUAAUAAGAUUCUAGCUCUCUCUUUUUUUUUAAGCUUGUGGUUGAAGGUUAACCUAGUUUAUGCUUAUCACCAAAUUACGAGAUAAAUGCUGAUGUAGUAUGAUAAAGUCAGCUUCUUGGAUACAGACACACCCAGGGCAGCUGUCAGUUAGAAAAGUAUAUUGCUAAAUUCCAAACAGAACCAGUGACUUUGCUGCUACAUAUCUGCUAAAUUGAUCACUUUGAUUCUUGCUUGUUUGUCUCAGUCAUAGGGAGUUCUGUAAAAGAUGCCCCAUGUUUUCCAUCUUCCAUUGGCCUUUUCUGUUGAGAAACAUCUGAAGUAUAUUAAAAGUGCAUGCUUUUACUUUGUAAAUGUGGUGCCAAAUCCCUAUUUGCCAUUGUUUUUUUUACUGUAGCAAUGUUGAUUGUAGUAAUCUUUAGUCAGUACCUUGUUUUGCUGAAACUGUGGAUUUGGGGACUUUUUUCUACUUUGUCGUGUGUACAGAUUUUUAAUCUGUUAUAGUUGACAGCAGUAUUAAAAUGGUGAGUAAAGAGUCCAGGUUUGUUCCUGUUUGUAAUUAGUCCUUUCUGAAAAUAUUUUCUUCUGCUGUUUUUUGCCCCUGCUGUGUGCUUAGGCCUUUGUCUGAGAAUGGGUUUAGGUAGAAGGGUUCUCUGAAGGUCUUAAGUCUUUUGAUGUAUAAGUAUUGUUGAGUCUUGGCCUGACUGAGGUUGUUAUGUCAUAUCUGUAUAAGUGAUGCACAGUCAAAACCCAUUUUCCAGAUUUACAUUUUGGUUUUGUGAAGAGCUCUUUUCACGUCAGCCUGCAGGUCCUUUUGUGCAGUGUACUGCAAAUGUCAUUAAAUAUUGAAUGGUCCAUUAGGGGAAGGCAGAUGAAGAAAAUGCAGUUUGAGCAUUCCAAAUCAGUAAUUUGAGUAGUGCCUUUUGGGGUCCAGUCUUUUUGGAUUGGAUUCUAUUUCAUCUUUUGAUGUGACCUUUCAGUAGUUUUAAAAAAAGGUUGGUGGUCAUCAAAGCUGGUUCAGAAAGUGAGCCACAGCAGUUCAGUGCCUUUAUUGGUAGGUUUUUUUCUUUUUGCUUUCUUGGGAAAAUUAUAACUCUGCAGGUGGUAUAACUAUUAUCUAACAACUUUUUUUUUUUUAUAACUGGCAAAACUGGGUCUAAAAGAAAGAAAAUUAUCAGCUUCAAUUGGUGAUUGACUUAUGCUCACAGUGUAAAUAAGGGAUCGUUCUUGUUCAUUUUGAAUAUAUCUUUUCCUUAUUGUAUUCUGUGAUGUAGAAUCAUUUGGAAAUGAGAACUGGUAGAAUGUUACUUUAACUGUAGUUUUUCUAUAGUCUGGGCUAGUGGGAUAGUGUUGUUGAUAACCCAAAACAAGAGAUAAUCCAAAAAAGUUAAUUUAACUUGAAAUGCAUUUUGUAUUUUCAUUUGAAUAUGUCUAUCUGAUGUGUUAAUUUUUUAGCUUUUUCAUUAAUGAAAAUAGUAAUUCUCUACUUUUUUGACUUUACACCAUUUACAUUUGUCCUACAUUUGUGAGGAUCACCUCUUACCCCUCCAUCCCAAAUAAUUUAUCAAAAUGCACAUUCGUUGAGGGCACAGUUUCAGUCUGUGGUUUUCAAAUAUGCCUUCAGUCAAAAUCACCUGGAUCCAUCUCAGAGAUUGACUCUUGGCUGGUGGGCUAGCAGUCUAUAAUUUUAAAAAGGUGAUUUUGAUCUGAUGAAUCUGAUGGUCUGCCUUACAAACCACUAUUGUGUUUUGAAUUAAAAGAUCUUUUCUUAUAGCAGAGCCAAAAUGUGGGGUGACACAUCAUAUCUACUAGCUUGGAGAAAAAGAAUUGAUAUUUGUAAUCAAAGAAAUGAAAAAUUGCCUGUAUCUUUUUGGUGGAGAAUACUGAAAAUUUUUGAUGUAUCAUGUUUCAGAAUUUAGUUGGCCAGGCUUUGGACCAUCUAAGAAAUCAGCACAUCUAAGAAAAUUUAAAAAUUAAAUAACAAUAAAUAGCCGUUAGCAGGAAGGACUGUAACAGCAGCUUUAUUUUGUUGACAGUCACAUCUUAGCCCCCUGAUUAAAACUCUGGGGUGUAAAAUUGCCAUCUGUUACGCUCCUAUGUAAAGAGGAAGAAUUCUGCUCCUUAAUGGUCAGUCUUAGGGAAUAAAUCACCUUACAAUUUCAGCUUUUCAACAGAUUCACCUCCUGGCAUGACAAUUCUAAGAACUGUUAGAGUUAUUCAUAAGUGGAUCUUGAAGUAUCAUUUUUGUCUUGGAUGGUUUGACUCUAGACCUCUAGUUCAGUGCAUUGUACCUGACAGGUUGUGACUUUUCACAAGGUGCUGCUUUCGAAGAAUAGAUGGACCACAUUUUAAAAACCUGUUUCCUUGCCUUGUUUAGUUUUUAUUCUCUUAUGUAUUCUAUUUGUGUUUUAUUAUAUACACAUUUUGGAGUAUUUAAAAAUAACUGCUGGUUCUUC
Messenger RNA from Capra hircus (goat), 4343 nucleotides. It is a transcript of the gene GNAI3, whose product is annotated as G protein subunit alpha i3. Gene Ontology annotation, biological process: adenylate cyclase-modulating G protein-coupled receptor signaling pathway. Lineage: Eukaryota; Metazoa; Chordata; Mammalia; Artiodactyla; Bovidae. Bases 155 to 1219 code for a protein of 354 amino acids. Gene Ontology annotation, molecular function: GTP binding; G protein-coupled receptor binding; GTPase activity. Gene Ontology annotation, cellular component: heterotrimeric G-protein complex. The record is from RefSeq and is a predicted model, not a curated record. The transcript is spliced from 9 exons.